AUGGCGGAGCCGGUGAGGAAACGGGGCCGCCGAUCCCGGGGCGGCGGUGUCGGCCGAGGGGCUCGCGGGUCUCGGGGCGGCCGGGGCCGGCGUCCUCGCGUCCCUCGGUCUCCAGGCCGGCUCACCCUGGACUCGGUGUUUGUGGACUUGGUCAGCGACAGCGACGAAGAUAUCCUGGAGGUCGCAACAACGCGCAGCGCUGCGGACUCGGUCGAAGUCCCUCACCCGGAGCCCCCAGUGCCGGCUGCCCCCCGGGACGACAGCGACAGUGACAGCGAAGGGGCGGACGCACCGCCCGCCGGAGCCCCGCGGGCCCCGGUCAGGCGGCGGCGGCGGCUGCUGCUGGAUCCGGGGGAGGCACCGGUUGUUCCGGUGUACUCCGGGAAGGUGAAAAGCAGCCUUCAUCUCAUCCCAGAUCACCUGUCCCUCCUGAAACUCUGUCCUCCAGAAGCUGAGGAAGAGGCCGAUAUGGCAGGUUCUAGCAGUCCGCAUGCUGAAGAUGCCCCGUUUCCAGAUUCGCCCUGGAAGAAGAAGCUGAGGAGUAGAGAUGCAGAAGAGAAGACAAAGGAGGUGUUUCUGUUUCAAGACACCUCUCCUUUGUCUCCGCCUCCUCCGAGAACCAAAAGCAGGAAGCAUACUCGGGCACUCCAGAAGUUAAGGGAGGUGAACAAACGCCUGCAAGAUCUCCGUUCCUGCCUGAGUCCCAAGCAGCGCCAGGGCCAAGAUCACCAGAACCAAGAGGAUGAGGUGGUCCUAGUGGAGGGUCCCACCCUUCCAUCGAGCCCCCGGCUCUUCCCACUGAAAAUCAGGUGCCGGGCUGAUGUGAUCAGGUUGCCGAUGAGGAUGUCGGAGCCCCUACAGAGUGUGGUGGACCACAUGGCCACCCAUCUCGGGGUGUCCCCAAGCAGGAUCCUUUUGCUCUUCGGAGAGACAGAGCUGUCCCCUACUGCCACUCCCAGGACCCUAAAGCUUGGAGUGGCUGACAUCAUUGACUGCGUGGUGCUAGCAAGUUCUCCGGAGACCUCAGAGAUGUCCCGCCUGCUCCAGCUGCGGGUGCAGGGCAAGGAGAAACACCAGAUGCUGGAAGUCUCGCUGUCUCCGGAUUCUCCUCUCAAGACCCUCAUGUCCCGCUACGAGGAGGCCAUGGGACUCUCAGGCCACAAGCUCUCCUUCUUCUUUGAUGGGACAAAGCUUUCAGGCAAGGAGCUGCCCGCUGAUCUGGGCAUGGAAUCUGGGGACCUCAUCGAGGUCUGGGGCUGAAACCCCACGCCCUGUUUUGACGUGCCGCCUGGACUUGGGGGAGGACAGCUGCCCCUUUUGGCCCUGUAUGGGCUUAUCU
Puma concolor (puma) is the source of this 1339-nucleotide messenger RNA. RefSeq names its product nuclear factor of activated T cells 2 interacting protein (gene NFATC2IP). Gene Ontology annotation, molecular function: protein binding. The record is from RefSeq and is a predicted model, not a curated record. NCBI's taxonomy places the organism in Eukaryota, Metazoa, Chordata, Mammalia, Carnivora, Felidae. Gene Ontology annotation, biological process: cytokine production; positive regulation of transcription by RNA polymerase II.